Owenia fusiformis is the source of this 2711-nucleotide messenger RNA. The record is from the annotation of a GenBank genome assembly. Lineage: Eukaryota; Metazoa; Annelida; Polychaeta; Sabellida; Oweniidae.
GUUAGAAGCUUAGCCUAGUUAAUUUACACUUGUAAUAAUACGAUUGAACAUAGAAAAAUACUUUAUUGUGGAACUUGGCAGUUGAUCAUGAAACAUAUCACAGUAUUAUGGAUAUACGGAAACUUAUAACAGUUAUAUGUACACUCACUCAGCAAGGUGAUUAGACAGUAAUUGAUGUCAGUUGGUGCAAUUUGAUGUCAGUUGAUGUAUAUCAGUGUCAGUUGAUGUAACACACAUUAUCAGCAGCAACUAAAUCAUAGGAUACCACAAUUCAAUAUUGGAGACCAUAAUGUUGCACAGGAAACCAUAAUUUAAUAGUAAGGUCACAUGGGACACCGAUUCAACACAUGAGUUCCUGAUAUAUCAUUUGAUCGCAACUCAUAAUAUAAGAGACUAUUGCUGGAAGUGUAAUCCUGACAUAUCGCCAUAGCAAUGCAGCCGACAACCAAUAUGGAGAAUGGCUGUGUGUUUGGGCUGCCAAAAGGCGUCCUGAGUAUUCUAGCGAACAUGGAACGUCACAAAGAUAACAUAAAAUGGAACAUUACUGACAGUAGCCAGAAUAGUUUCACACUGUCGCUGACGUGGCGGUUCAAGCGGAACAAGACAAUGAAAUGGGGGAUGUGGUUCAAGUUACCACCCACCAUUGAGGAGCUAGAUCAGAAGCUGAACAAUAAACAGGAUUUCAUAAUUCCUGAUCAAAAUGAUGGUGGCAUCUUACCCGAUCAAAUCCCUGGUAUUACGGUACCUAAUGAUCGCCCAUAUAUGGGCAAUGGACACAUCAACAAUCAUCAUAUGCCUAUGGGUCCCCCUGAUGUUGUGAAUAUGACAAAACCAACCACUGCCACAAUCGGCACACAGACUAAUAUAACACUUCAUGUGCCAUUGACCAAUCAGGAGUCAGAACCGCAACAACCCAGUAGCCAACCUGAUAUGAUCUCAGUAUCAACUCAAGCCAAUGUUCCCCUACGCAAAGAAACAAUUUCAUAUGUCGAUAAUUACGACACCAAACUUUCGCGAAGCAUGUCAUUUCGAAAUAAACCAGACAUUGACAAGCCUAAAGACAAAGCUUCAAAAAUGAUUCGCUCACAAAGUUUUCGGAACAAUUUCAAACUGCUUCAAUGGAUUAUGCCAAGUCCCCAUAAUAAAUCUGAUAGGUCACCUAGUCGCCUUAGCAACCAGAGUAUCCAAUCAGAUUCAGAGAUAGCAUUCAGGUCACCAUCAAAAUCACGCAGUCCUUAUGAUGAUCAAUACUGGUCACCUGGUUACAGUGAACGGGAUCGCAUUAGAUCUAGUAGCAGUUCAAGUGUACACAGUAUGCCAGUAGGGCGUACCCCCACCCCAGGGCGAACCCCUACCCCCAGAGGAAAACCCCUACCCAAUUAUCACAGCCUCCGUCCCACAUCAUCGGCAAGCAGCUUAAAACAAAAACAUAAAUCUAACUAUAACACAUCUCAUAUUAGACCUCGGUCUGCGACACCUACCCCAGGCCACAGGAGGCAUAAAUCAUGGGGAGAAAAUAAUCAGGAGUUCACCCCCAGUGCCAUGCAGGAUCUCUCAAGAAUAUCAGUACCUUUGGAUAACCCCAGGGGGGUGACUCCUAACUCAGAGGUAUGUACCCCAGAAGCGUGGGGAUCAACCCCUCACUCUAGGGGGAACUCCAAAACUCCGAACUCAACAAGGAAAUCCCAUAAUGACAACCCAAUAGACAAGGAAGAUAAACUAUACUCAUAUCCACGAAGCCCCGUGCCAGGACGUGUCCCUAAGAACAAACGUGUCUCUCCCCCACAUGAGAUACCACCAAUACCACCCCUACCCCCAAAUUUCAAACUAGAUGACGAUCGAUCAUAUCUCUCAGACUCUACAGAGUCAAUAGUCGACCUCAAGGAUGGUACGAGACAUCGGCGAAAAAAAAUUAACGUUGGGAAGUGUAUCCAAGCAUGCGAUGGCAUUCUAUCAUCUGAUGUAUAAUUACGACCAAUAACAGUAUUUUUAAUGAAAAAUUCAGUAUUUAUUUCCAAUAUUUGGAAUUUUUAAUCAUCCUUUAGUAAUACAUGGGGCCUCAAAACAAAAUACAAGAUUUAUUUCUAAACACAAAGUUGUUUUCAUUGAGAUAAGUUAAUAUAAUGCCCCUCAAAUGAUGUUAUUAUAAAGGCCAAGAUAUGAAAAACAUGAGAUUGGGACUUAGGGCUUAAAUUCAUGUUUUGUAACGUGUAAAUAGAUUUGUAUUAAAGGUGUGUUAUAUUGUUAAUAAUUUCUAUCCUGUUUUUAAUUUGUGUUCAUAAGAAAACAUAUUUUAAGAAUUACCUGGCAUUAAACUAAGGAUUACAUUUAAUGAUUAGUGAUUAUAUGAACAUAAAAGGUUAUAAUGAAUAAAAUAAUUUUAUGUCAGCUGUUUAUUUGUGUUAAUUUAAGGGUAGUGUUCACGAAGGGAAGUGUCCAAUUGAGAGUUGAGUUAAUAUCAGAAUUUUUGCAAGGGCCAAUUAAUGACACCAUAUGAUGAAAAUAUAAGAAGAUAUGCAUUCUAUUUCAUAAAGUACUCCUGCACGUAUAUACAGCAUUACAUUUGACUAACAUAUAGCUUACAAAUUGUGUGGGUAUAAAAGGUAAAAUGAUUUUAUCUUGAGUGAAUAUGUUAGUUUUAUGUGGCUUGCUUUAUAAAGAUCAUGCCAAAUGAAUAGCAGGUUAAUUUGAGCCUCUAAUAAAAUAAACAU